UUAACCUCUGUGAAUCUUGGGUAUUUCAAGAUGGCGCUGAAUACGAAGAAGGUGGCGGCAAUAAUUUUUGACUUGGACAACACGUUGAUACCAACCAAGGAAGCCGACGACGAGGCUUACGAAUUGGUGCGAGAGGUAAUAGAAGAAGCAUGUCCAGGAUACGACACUGCCGCCAUGACCGCCAAGUUCAGGGUCGACCUGGGCUGGAAUGAUGGGUGUGACCCGGAGGGGAAACUGACCGUGGACGAGUGGAGAACCAAGCUGUGGGAGAACAUACUGAACAAGCAGGGCAUCACGCAGUACAACGGCCUGCCCGCCAAGAUGUACGCCACCUGGAAGAGGGAGCGUCUGAAGAGGAUGGUGUUUACGGAGGAGAUUAAGCAGAUGCUUGUGGGUCUGCGGAAGGAGUACAAGCUGCAGAUGAUGACCAACGGGCCCCUGGAGCCGCAGAGGGAGAAGUCACAGGUGUGUGAGUCCGAUGUAUACUUUGACUCCAUCGUGCUGUGUGGACUGUACCCGGAGCAGAAGCCGUACCCGUCCGUAUACCAGCGGGCGUUACAGGACCUGCAGCUGAACGCUGACCAAUGUGUGAUGGUAGGCGACCGCCUGAACACAGACACAGGAGGGCUGAACGCAAAGCUGUUGAGCACCGUGUGGAUCAAUUCUACGGGCGCUGCGAUCCCUGAAGGCGGCCCCGUUCCUCACCACAUUGUCACGUCUGUUCUGGAGUUACCCAAGAUACUGGAUAUUAUAAACGGGACUCCUCCAGCGUCGGCUUGACCUGCUUUUCCACCAGUACUCUGCAAUCUAAUUACAUUUUCGAGGAGUGUAAACAGUCCACCAUCAGCAGGCCUUAUGUACUCUUAGGCUUUCUUUAAUUUAUUCUGGAAGGUUCUCCACACAAUGUUCUUACGUUUGUUAACCAUCAGUGGAUUUCAUAGAUAGGGCUACUUGAGUAGCCUGGAUUCCAGUCUGUUUCGAGGGCCUGUACAAGCCAGCUUCUCUGCUCCAGAAGUUAGCUUGUGUAGGCCCUGGAACCAGUGACUGAGUCUGGCAUUCACGCCUUUGAUGUUUGAUGACCAGCAUGUAAUGCCCAUUCGUUGUUAGGUUGCAUUAGUAUUAUCUUAUCUAUUCUUCAUGAUGGGAACAGUUUCAAGAUAACCAUUAGACCAGCAAAAGCAGUUAUAUUCUCUAAACAACCUACUACUAUCAUUUACAUUUUUAGGAACACCAUGCCAUCCUCUUGUUGUUUUAUAUAUCAAUCAUUAAUGAAGUAGAGUAUCCAGUGGUUUUUAAUUUUCUCUGGUAAAAGUGUGUGCUUCCAUGUACUAGUAGUUUUUUUAGAAUGUAAAUAAUUUCUGUAGAGUUAAGUUUUAGCUUUCUGUGCCACCUCAUAAAAAUACAUUGAGAAUAUUGUAGUACGGUACUUUUGCACUGUCAGCUACAUGUUGUCUCCGAUGAAAGUAGGGUACCUGGUAAUUCAUAUCAUGAUCGGAAAUUUCCAAAGAGAUUGCGUGCUGCUUGCAAGAAAGUACCUACCUUAUACAUGUAGGUAGAUUUAUUUUUGUUCUGUAUAUACGAUACAUAUAUGAGAUUUCUCUGCAUUUUCUUCAGAUUUUUCAGUCUCAACAUUUAGUAGGGUUAGCAAAAAAUGUAUGUGAUGUUUGUAUCAUGUGAGUGUUUUUAUCUGGAGGAAUCAUUUCAUGACAGUUGUUUUCACUGUAUCAGUGUGGACAUCUAUGCGACUGGCUGUACUAUAUUACUUAGUGUAGUGUUUUUUUUAAAUCCAGCAACUGGUACUACACUGUCCCAAUAUUCCUAUGACCUAAGUAUGAGAUUACUGGUCUAUUUAGGCAGUCUUUGCUCAAUCCUGGUGUCCAUUAUUUUCUGGCAUGUAAUGAAUUCAGUGAGAUUCAAACUAUGAAUUACCAUGACAAUGUAGACAAACAAGUUACAAGUUUGGGGGUAAGUUUGCUAAGAUUAUGACAGACACUGACAGGGCAGAUCACAUGUUGAUGACCUGCAUGUGUGGAUCCUCCAUGUGACUGUCACAAGACUGAAUACUAUAAAUGCAGACACUUUCACAGUGAACCCAACUCCCACCACCACAAAAUUCAUGACACUGCGAAUUGUAUUACUACUGUACUACAGAUUUGUUGUAACUGUGAAUUUAAAACACAACAAAAAGCUCCUUUUCAUCCUACCCAAAAAAAAUAGCCACUGCAAAAGUAAAUGCAUUUACAGUACUCCAGAGUUAUCCUUGGGUCCAUUCCAUGGGUCACACAAGUCGCAGUCACAGAGCCAUGUUAGGUUACAUGAACUAUUUUAAGAAGUACUCUUUAAUAAAGUCAUGGUAGUGAUCUGUCUAAUUGUAAAACAGUGUUAUCGCCUUAAAUGACAGUAUGUGCUCAGUUCUGCUGUGUGAGUUUAAGCAUAACGUCAGUCAUGAAGAGCAAGCCCAAAAAUAUUGUAACAUGAUACCAUUAUAGGAUAUUCCGCAUAUGCUAUGUUGCAAACUUUCAUUUUAUCACAUUGUACAUUUCAAAAUUAUUUUUUGGUACAAAAUAGCACACAUAGGUUAGACAUGUAUUUUAUUUGUGAAUUCAUUUUCCUUUUGUAUUUGUAGGUUAUUUUAGUUUUGGUCAUAAAUGUACAGUGUAGUUAUAUGUAAAGAGCCAUACCAUAGUAUGUGUGUAUAUGUGUAAGAUUAAAAUUGAAAGGAAUAUUUAGUGGGCAUACCUGAAAUUGUAAGUCUUUUAGGCACUGUUUGCUGUUUGAAGGAAAUCACUUGUAAAUGUUAAUUAAUCUGACAAAAGUAACCAAGCAGAAUGUUAUCUGUGGAGUAUAUAUGUACCUUAACAUGAUUGUAA
This is a messenger RNA of Branchiostoma belcheri (Belcher's lancelet), 2870 nucleotides long. RefSeq names its product N-acylneuraminate-9-phosphatase-like. The record is from RefSeq and is a predicted model, not a curated record. NCBI's taxonomy places the organism in Eukaryota, Metazoa, Chordata, Leptocardii, Amphioxiformes, Branchiostomatidae.